Fragaria vesca subsp. vesca is the source of this 971-nucleotide messenger RNA. RefSeq names its product ubiquitin-conjugating enzyme E2 2-like. The transcript is spliced from 6 exons. Bases 224 to 682 code for a protein of 152 amino acids. The record is from RefSeq and is a predicted model, not a curated record. Lineage: Eukaryota; Viridiplantae; Streptophyta; Magnoliopsida; Rosales; Rosaceae.
CACACACAAGCCUAUAAACAAAACAAACUCUCUCUCUCUCUCUCCCUCACUUAUAGCUACAUAGAGCUCCUCUGUGUGCCUCUCUGCCCAAACCUUAAUGGACUCGAUCUGAUCAAAACCCACCUCCCAAAACCCUUUCCCGAUCACCCUCUUGGCCUCUGAAUCAGCAACCCGAUUCGGAUCGAGACCUCUUGGAGGAGCUCCAGGUGGUAGCGGGGUAGCGAUGUCGACUCCUGCAAGGAAGAGGCUGAUGAGAGACUUCAAGAGGCUGCAACAGGACCCGCCUGCAGGGAUUAGUGGGGCACCCCAAGACAACAAUAUAAUGCUGUGGAAUGCCGUUAUAUUUGGGCCUGAUGAUACCCCUUGGGAUGGAGGCACGUUCAAGUUGACUCUUCAGUUUACUGAAGAUUAUCCAAACAAACCACCAACUGUGCGAUUUGUAUCUCGGAUGUUUCAUCCAAAUAUCUAUGCCGAUGGAAGUAUCUGUUUAGAUAUUUUGCAAAAUCAGUGGAGUCCUAUCUAUGAUGUGGCAGCUAUACUUACGUCUAUCCAGUCACUACUAUGUGAUCCGAACCCGAAUUCUCCUGCAAAUUCAGAAGCUGCUCGCAUGUUUAGCGAGAACAAGCGAGAGUACAAUCGAAGAGUUAGGGAAAUCGUGGAACAGAGUUGGACAGCAGACUGAGUCCUUCAUAAGGUGCUGGGAGGGCAGUCUGAAUAUGUCCGGAUGCAUAUGCUAUAAGUGGCAUUGCUAGUUUGAGAAAAAGAUUGUGCAAACUUAUCAACAUUUAUCCUGUAUUUCGAUAUUUUCCUCGGAUUAAGACUCUUAGGAUUGUUUGGUCUUUUCAAUUAUGUCUUGCCCACGUUGCUUGGUGGUUGAGCUCUUGUAAAAUAGAAUGUGUGUAUCGAUUUGCAUUGGUUUGUUAUGAACUUCAUUCAGUAUCUACAAUAGUAUCAUUCUGUUAUUUUGAAGC